GGGUCUUGCUUAAACCAUUCACUUCUGGAUGAGUAUGACAGCAAGUUUUGAAAAUCCUUCUCACGGGGAGGCUUUGUUUCAUGCUCCCGCAUACGUGCAUGAAGAAGCAUAUGUCUAGCUAUCUAUAGCUUCAUAGAGAGACCAAUAAUUAGUCUAGAGGAAUUGUUUUUCUUCCUUCCUCUCCUGCGGCUGCAGCAGAAAGCGAAGGGGUGUGGAGCUGCGUGUGUGAAUGUGUGUGAUACGUGCCUAGCUGCACUAUGCUCCAUGGCCGCCCCACCUGCCACAAGCCCUGGGCUGCCCCGCCCUCCUUUGCGCUGUACACUGAAACACGUGCUAGGAGAGCUCGCCCAGGACUGCUGGAGAAAGCAUCAGACGGAGCCAAUCACCGUGCAAGAAGGCGGGUUGAACUGCAUGUGCUCCUGUUUGUGUACGUGCAGGAGCUGGUUCCCGGCACAGUGGGAGGGGAGUUCAGCACGGAGGUUCCCUUUUAGAGCUUGCACGGUGUCAGACCGUGCUACAUGCACUAGGCAGAAUCGGGGACGGGCGUGCUGGGCUUCUCUAUUCGCCCCACCGCAGCAGCCGUCCCAGAACAUUGGGAGUAAGUAGUCCUCAGCCGAAAAGAGACAAUGUGGAUGAUGCUGGAUUGCAGCUCAGAGUCUGACGGCUUGAGCCUCCUGCUUGAGGCGGGGACUGGGGUGAAUGCACCCGCAGAUGCGUUUGGUCAGUCCCCAGCUCACUUGGCUGCUUGUGGAGGACAAGCUUUUUUCCUACUCUGGCAACUGCAAACAGGCGCUAAUCUGAACCAACAGGAUUGCCAUGGAGAAGCUCCUAUUCAUAAGGCAGCUAAAGUUGGGAGCUUGGAGUGUCUUGCUCUACUCGUUGCCAGUGAUGCCAGAAUAGAUUUGUGCAAUAAUGAUGGCCAAACAGCAGAAGAUCUUGCAUGGGCUUUUGGAUUUCUGGAAUGUGCCAAGUUCCUCACAACUGUUAAACAUACUCAAAAUAUGAAGCUAAGAGAACAAUCUAGCUGCUCACUUAAGGACAAUUGUGGUUUGCCAAGAGAGGCUUCAUCUGGACAGAAACGAGCAUGUGGAAUUAUGGGACCCUCAAACAGAAAGAGGAGGAGAUCAGAUGAUAUCACGUCUUAGACUUCAAGUGGGAAAAUCUGUAACCCUGUAAAGAAUCUGCAAGAAGACUCUGAAAUCUGCAAAAACAACAUUAUUGGUCUAUGAACUAAGCAGCCCAAUAUUUGAUGUCUGCUGUUUCCUUCUG
Molecule: messenger RNA, 1269 nt
Organism: Mauremys mutica (yellowpond turtle)
Lineage: Eukaryota; Metazoa; Chordata; Testudines; Geoemydidae
Gene: ANKRD37
Product: ankyrin repeat domain 37
Exons: 5
Coding region: 627-1145 (172 amino acids)
Molecular function (GO): protein binding
Source: RefSeq, a predicted model, not a curated record